AUGACCCGAAGCCCAGGCCGCUCACGAGGCUCAAGAGAGCGGUCCUGUCGAUGGUGCAAAGUGCAGGCCAGUGCCUCAAAGGAGAUGCUGAGAAAAAUGAACUCAAGCAUCUUGCCAACAAGAAUCUAAAGUUGUCUCCAGAUGGGAAGAGACAACUCCUCAAGCUUGGAAAUGGCUGGAGCAGGGCCGAUGUGCAGCUCUGGCUGAAGGUGAACGGCCUGGAGGAAUUUGGUGAGAAGUUCGCCAACUUCGACGGGAAGCGGCUGCUGCAGCUGCUGAACGUCGACCAGGAGAUGCGUGGCCUCUUCACCAAGGUGAAGGAUGACCUCCGCAAGCUGUAGGAGAAGAGGGCGGCUAAAAGAUGGUGGUGGGUGGGGCUGCAUAUAAUCCAGAUGCCCCAUGUUUAACAUUUCUGAUUUUGCAGCAAGUCAAAUUUGCUCUAUUAGCACUUGGAUUUGAAGACCAUUCCUAUAUCAUGGGCUUUUUUAAGGUGUACCUUUGAACAAACUCCUGUGAGAUUUACAUUUUAAUCAAUAUUUUUCAUUGAAAUAAUGGAGCUCAAAUUCUUGCUAAGAAAAAUAAUGUUACUCGCAUCAUAUUGCACAUUUUACUUAUCGAAGUAGUGGUAUAAUGGGUGAUCCCGUUGCAUUAACUUUUUUUUAUAGGAUAGUAAAAUAAGCAGUUGAUUUCUUAAUUGAUUCGUGGGAAUUCUUGACAUUAAGAGCACUCGGAGGUUAGAGGGCUCAAUUCUUGUUGGUCAACAUCCCUUUUUGUGCCUUUUUUUGUGAAACCAUUCUGAUGUGUCCACUGCUAGAAAUGUGACAAACCGACACCCAAGAUGUGAAUCCCGUACAAAGUGGCUCAUUGCUCAAGCAAGCAAUGGGGGUGAAUCUGUGACGAUCUCCUUGAAACCCAUGUAAUAAAUUCCACAUUCCCGAUGGCAUCUUGCAGUGACUGAAUUAACUGUUAAUGUGUGGCGCAAAAAAGUUACAUGUGAAAGUUAUAUUCAGCUCUCGGUAAUGAAUGGUUUGCCCACCCCUGCAAUAGGAAAUCCAUGUGAUUACCAACAAAGUGGUACUCUUCCCUGGAGGAAUGAUAGAUUGAGAGCACUAAACAGCCAUUACAUCCAGCGUGGGAAUUUCCAGCCGAAAAUUAAAAUGCGAUGUGCUUAGUUUCAGGUGUGUCAGGAUUCCUUCACCAAAAUUUAUCUUACGUUUUUAUCAGUUUUGCUCACUUUCGUUUUUACCAUUUGUGGGCUUUUUCUAAGGUUACAAGGGAUGAAACAUAGUAAAAAAUGGUAUUCAUACAUUUUAACCAAUUUAAAUUUACUGUUGCAAGUGGUGAGAUGUCUCUAAAUGCCAACACUUAAGACACUAGAAAUUGACAGUGCUUAGCAAAAGGAAAUUUAAUGCUGGUAUAGUUUUUGUCUUUGUACCUGUUGGACUUCUUCGCACCAUUAAUAGCCAGCCGUGUUAAUCGGAGAUGCGGAGGAGGGACAACAAACUAAACAUAAAGCAACCACAAAACACACUUCAUUGUGGUGGUUUUAUGUUUAUUAUGUAUAAUUCAUUAAUCCAGUAUUCUUUCUGCAGUACAAACGUGGGUACCAAAAUAAAACAUUACCAUUUACUGAAAUAUCA
Molecule: messenger RNA, 1640 nt
Organism: Lethenteron reissneri (Far Eastern brook lamprey)
Lineage: Eukaryota; Metazoa; Chordata; Hyperoartia; Petromyzontiformes; Petromyzontidae
Source: RefSeq, a predicted model, not a curated record